Polyodon spathula (Mississippi paddlefish) is the source of this 5365-nucleotide messenger RNA. Its product is annotated as centrosome and spindle pole-associated protein 1-like. The transcript has 32 exons. Bases 219 to 4076 code for a protein of 1285 amino acids. Gene Ontology annotation, biological process: positive regulation of cytokinesis. The record is from RefSeq and is a predicted model, not a curated record. Gene Ontology annotation, cellular component: centrosome; microtubule; spindle pole. NCBI's taxonomy places the organism in Eukaryota, Metazoa, Chordata, Actinopteri, Acipenseriformes, Polyodontidae.
AGCGCGCAGCAGUCGGGUUGUGUCUGUUGUGGCGAGGAUUGGGACUGUUGACUAUCUCAUCCAUGGAGAUUGUACAGUGGGCUUGUACGUACCCGCCUGCUAUAAACAUCUGAUCGUACACUGUUCAAUAAGAAGCCAUUUAUAAACUUUCUGAUGUUACUGUAUGUCGAAAAAUUCCACAUGCCGUUCUACUGAGUGCAGGAGGUACAUUUAGAAAAAUGGCAGAUGAACUGGAAAUCUUUCUUGAGGAACAAAAGGCUAAAUUUGCCCGUGACAAAGCCAUCCAGGAGCAGGACCCACCUUAUAUGGAAAUAAGGACCAAGGCCGACCCAGUUUACAACUCAAGGAUCAAAGAAAAUAUUCCUCCAAGCAAGUGGCCCUCACCACAGAAUUCGCAUAAUAACAAUGUCAAAGAGGAGAACUGUGGCUUGAGUUUGCCGCUUGGAUAUGAGUAUGAGAGGAAAAAGCACAAACUGAAGCAGGAACUGCGACAGGAUUACAGGCGCUAUAUGGCUCAGGAAGUAGCUCGAGAUGAAAGAAAGAAAAAUGAAAUCAUCACAGGUGGGGCAGACCCAAACACUCAGGGGCUUUCACUGCCCAUUGGAGAGAGAAGAUCUGCAAAGGAUAGAUUACGAAGCGAGAGAAACAAGGAGUAUAAUCAGUUUCUUAGGGGACAAGAGGAAAAUGCUUUGAAGAGAGAAACAAGGAGUACUAUACAGUACCGCUGGGACAGAAAUGAGGAGCCUCCUGUCUCUAGCAGAGUCUUGCCUGAACUGUACCCAGAGGUUCAGCCAACGCCACGAGACAGGGCACUCACCCCUCCUCCCAGGAGAGAUGCUGCCACCCUCACAGAAUCCCAGGUCUUGUUAAAGGCAAGGAGGCAAGAGGAGGGCAGGGCAUGGCUGGAGGAAGAGAGGAGACCUCGACUCGCCAGGCUAGACUACGAUUCUGAACUCGAUGAGCGGAAAUACCACCGCGAUGCCGAAGACGCCGAAGCACUAGAGAGCCAUGAAAGAAGGCACCCACGGCAGAGCGAGGAACCUGGAUUCACAGAGAAAAGACAGCGCAGAGGGAACCACAAAUCAGAAAGGGACAUGCCAAGACGGAGGGACAGAAGACUUGAUGAAUAUGAGGAUUACCAAGAAAUUGACUAUUACGCCCACAGACAGAAAAAUGAAAAUCGGCCUUAUAGAGAGAGAAAGGACCGAGAUGCUCCCCUGAACUAUGAAGAUGACUACCGGGAAAUGCCAAGCAGGAGACCGCUCUCAGCUGCAGGAAAAGCCAAGCCUCAAAUGCUGACUUCAUCUUACAGGCCUAAUGAGAGAUCAAAAUCGGCAGCCAAUACAGAGGAUGGUGUGUUUGCUACAGGAUUGAUGAUUGGAGGAGCAGACAGAGAUCUUGCACAGCAGAAGAGAAAAGAGAAAUACAGACAAGAGCUGCAGGAACAGAUGGCAGAGCAGCAAAGGAAUAAGAAACGGGAAAAAGAACUGGGGCUCAGAGUUGCAGCUUCUGGAGCAGUCGAUCCAGAGAAACAGCCUGAUAGAAUCAAACAGUUUGGGGCAAUAACUCGGGAAUAUGACAACAAAACAAGAGAUGUGCCAUAUCGAUCAGGGGUGGGUCUUGGUGAGUUUGGGUCUGAACCAAUAAGGAGGCCUCAUGAAGAAAGACCCCCUCCUGUUGCUGAAGAGAGACGCCCACCCGAGAGACCCAGAGUAGCGUUCCAGGCUCCUCCCAUUGACUACACUCGGGCUUUGGGUAUCUUAGCAGCUGGAGAUGCAGCAGGGAUGGGAGGUGCUGGUAGAAGUGAGGGUGUACCCCUCAAUGAGGAGUUCCACAGAGGGCUGUCCAGUACCCUUGGAGAAAUUGUUGCCCCCAGGAUUACAAGUGUGCCUCCACCCCUGCCUCCUACACUGACCGAUAAUUACAGAACCCCGUAUGAUGAUGCCUAUUACUACUACGGGGCUCGGAAUCCUUUAGACCCCAGACUGGCCUACUAUGGACCCGGAGCAAUGGGUGUGCAGUCUGUACCCUUUGUAAACCCUCACACUGGACCAACCCUGCAGAACUAUCCUGGAAUGCAGUCAUCAGGAGCAACAGGGUCAAACACCACUACUGGUACAAACAAUAAUAGGGUUGGGAUGAUUCCUGGAGAGAAACCAAAUCAAUCAAAGGAGGCUAUGCAAAAUUAUCAGGAGGCACUAAAUCAGCAGAUGCAAGAAAGGCGGGAGCAGAAGAGGAGGGAUAAAGAAGAAAGGGAACGAUACGAUGCUAAGAUUGAGGCCGAGAUGAAGAACUACGAUCCCUGGGGCAAGGGUGGAGGAGGGGCACCUCUCAAGGACCACCAGGGAAAUCUCAUCACUGAUCUGAACAGAAUGCAUAAAUUCAAUGAAGACGCAUAUGUGAACCCUGAAACAAAAGCACUGCAAGAGAAAAGGUCUUUGCUGUCUCUAAACAGGAACUUAGAGACUCCAAGGGAUGAUACCGGAGCCCCUCCUUCGCACAAGGUUUCAGGAUUUGCGUUCUCCAACUCGUCCCCCUUUGCCCGAGGAACUCUAUUUGGUGAUGUUCCUACACCUCAGCAACUACAUGAGCAAGAUAAAUACAAAGACUACCUCCGCAUGCAGAUUGAGGAAAAGCGCCGCAAGGAAGUGGAGGAACGGCAGAAGCUGCGAAUGGAAGAAGAGAAGGAGGAGAGACGGCUUGCUGAGCAAAGGGCAAAAAUCCAGCAGGAAUACGAGGAGGAACUGCAGAAGAAGAAACGCAAAGAGGAGGAGCAAAAGUCAAAGAAUGAAGAACAGAUACGUCAAGCACAAGAGCGCCGUAAACAAGAGGAGCAGAAAGAGAAGGAAGAGAAAUGGAAUGAUGAAAUGCGGCAGCAGUACGAGAGAGAGCGGCAGGCUAGAUUAGAAGAGCUCCCACGACAGCCGUCUCCUCCCAUCCCGACAAUACAGAAGAAGCUGGCCUCCCAGACCCCGAGACCUCCCUCCGUGGACAGCCGCCACUCUGUGGCUUUCUCAGAUCGUCCACAAUCAGGGGCCCAGUCUCCACCUGUUCCAGCCAGGAGAAACCAGCUGCGAGCAGCAGAGGACAAGAAGGACGUGAUAGGUGAGCUGUCGGCUCUGAGGAAACAGCUCCGCAGCGAGCAGCGCCGACUGGAGGGACAGCUUCUCAAAAACAUGGACCGGGAGGAGCUGGACACACCCCUCUCUGGCAGGCGAAGAGACAGAAGUCAGGUGGAUGUUUUUGACAUGGCCAGGCUCCGGAUGCAGGCCCCUGUUAGGAGACCGUCCUCCAAAGAAGUGGACCCAGUAAACCCCCAGAACAUUCGGGAUUUCAAUCAAUUGAAAUACAGAGAAAGUGAAACCCGCGAGGAGGUGAGGCAGGCUUACCCAGACCCGCCGAACGACGACCACAGCUUGGAGAUCCAGCAGCAGGCACUGCUCCGUGAACAGCAGAGGAGAAUAAACAGCAUGAGGAAAAGAGGAGAUGAUCAUGUCUUUCCUAUUCCACGUAUAAACCCACAAAACCUCCUGCUGCAAAGGGACCAUUCUGAAGAAGUAUUGAGAGGAUCAUUACUGGAAUCGGAGAGUGCUUUCAUUGGAACCAAUGGAGAGACCUACCCACUGCUGGAAGACCCUGAGCCAAGACAGCUUUCUGCAAGAGAGCGGAGGAGACAGAUGAAAAAAUUAGACUUUGAAAUUGACAGUGUACUUCCCAGGGAACCCCAAGCACACCCAGACAGCUACUCUCUCAACUCCCUGACCAGUUUGAAUGUUGAUCAGGUCAGGGCUAGGAAUGAGCACAGGAUGAAACGGCUAGAGGAUCUGCACUAUCCCAGUAGGAAUAUAGGAGAAAAUAUUUCUGUGGAAGAUCCAGAUGACCUCCUAGACCAGUUUUCCUCUAAAGACAAAGAGAGGCCGUACUCUGUGGAUACGGUAGCCACAGAACUCUGGCUCAGACCGGGGACCUCUGAAACACUAAAGCGCUUUAUGGCUGGUCAGAUGCGACGAGAGAGACCUCCAUCAGCAAAUUCAUUGGCCUUGAACUGGCAGGGCCCUUCAACAUCACACGGAUGAGUUCUUUGUGAGCAAAGUUAACCAUGCCUUUUCCACCAGGGGAAAAAUAUAUCACAUGCACUUUCCUGUACCAGAAAUAUAAUGUAUUCUGAGUCUGCAUAAGGUUGAUUUCGUGCACUGUAUGUGGACUUCAGUACUUUGCUGGGUCUUUAUCAGAAUUGUUUAAUAAUUUAUGCCGCAUGACAAAAUGCAGUUCUCUAAAACGAAUGUAUGCGUCAGGAUUUAAAAUAUGCUUCUUUUUUUUUUAAAAUUGAUUUUAAGAAAACAUUUGUUUGCUACCUCACUCUAUUAAAAUAUUCAGCCCUUAUUUCCAAUGAGGUGGUGGGAUUAAAACCUGUUAAAUCAAACCAGGCUAUCUACAAAAAAAAAAAAAAAUCUGUUUUUAAUCUGUUAAAUUACAUGGUUUUUGAUAAAUAUAACAAUAUGCUUCUGCUGUCUUCCUGCAUAUCUCCUUGUAAAUAAGAUACUAACAUAGACCUUUCUUAGCAAUGUAUGUCUAAAUAUAUUCUGUGUAAUGUAGACACAGGAGGUGACUAGAAUGAAGCAUACUUCUUUUAGGCCUGUAUGCAGUAAAGGGUUAAGAGCAACAUGAAUGAUUUAUACCUUCCAAAAUCCAUUACACUGCACCUGUAUGCAAUUAGACAUACAUUGCCAGUAAAGGUCUAUGUUUGUCUCUUAUUUAGAAAGAGAUCUGCUGAAAGACAGCAAAAGCAUAUUGUUACAUUUAUCAAAAACCAUACAUGCUAUUUCAUUUAAUAAAUCAUCCCCCGUGUGUUGGUAAAACUGCCUCAUAUAUAUUUAAGACUUCAUAAUAUGUCUUUAUCCAAGGCAACUUACAGGUGUUACAUAUGUCAAGAAGUCAUCUGAUAUACAGAUUUAAUACUGUAGGUUUUUUCAUAAGGAUUUAAAUUUGACAAUACUUUUGGGAGAAAAAAUGACAAAUGAAUAUCGUGGUAAUAGCAGCAGCACCUCAUCUGUUACAUAAAGCGAGUGUGGUUUCUAUGAAGCACUAUCUAUUGACUACUGUCUUACAGCCUUGUGCUGUCAAUACUAGGUUUUAUUACAGUUGGAUUAGUAGUUCUCAAUAUACAUCUAAAAAUGGCAACGGGACAUAUAUAGCAUGCACUAGCAAUUUUGCAUAGGCCGUGGUCAAGGUUACCCAACAAAUUCCUCAAAGGUUGUAUGUUGUACAGACCUGCACUGUUUCAAAGUCAAACCAACAAAUGGUCCCAGAGAUAUUUUGCAGUGGAUACACAUGGGGGAUGCUUUAAAUAUUAAAUAUGUACAGU